CAUCACCACCAAUUAUUCUUUCUUUUUUGAUUUGUUUUUCUUUAUCCCUACAUUUCCUCUCAUCACCAAACCUAACCCACCCUCCUUUUCUUCCCUAUAUUUCUCUUCCUUUCCUUCACCACCCACUUCCAUCCCUCCCUCCUUCCUUUUGCUAUCUUCACUCCUCCUUUCUCUUUUGAUUGACCGAUUCAUUUCAAAUAAUUGAAUCGCUCAUCUUCAAAAUACAUACAUAUGGCAGAGGAACAAAAAUUCCAAGAACCAACAAAUCAUCAUCAUCAUCAUCAUAUCUUAUGUGCCAAUAAUUGUGGCUUUUUUGGUAGUCCAACUACUUUAAAUCUUUGUUCCAAAUGUUACAAAAAUCAUUCCCAAUUUUCCACCACAGGACUUCAAAAACCACCCGCCACAACAUCUUCAUCAUCGUCUGUUGUCGGUGAUUUACCGACAGAAACACGUGAUCAUGAUGUAGUUACGUUACCAAGUAACGAGGGGGAGCAAGUAGUCGUGCGGAGUAGGUGUGGGUCGUGUAACAAGCGCGUGGGGCUCACGGGUUUUAGAUGCAAGUGUGAAAUGGUAUUUUGUGGGACACAUAGGUAUCCUGAAAAACAUGAGUGUUGUUUUGAUUUUAAGACUGUUGGAAAAGAAGCUAUUGCCAAGGCUAAUCCGGUUGUGAAAGGGAUGAAGCUUAUUAACAAGAUUUGAUUUGAGUAUUUGGAUGUGAUGUGAUCUGAGCCGUUGGUUUGAGAAGAUGGUGGUGACUGGAUGGUUGGAUGGAUUAGUGUUUGGUUAAGAACUUGAGAUGAAUUGGGCCGGGUCGGGUUAAGAUGAUGGGUUGUUAUGGAUCGAUGUGGUUUUUAAUUGUGUUAUGAAAGUAUGUGAAAAGUUCGAAUUUGAUACGUAGGUGUAGUGUUUUUCAUUUUUAUGGAAAGAAAAAAAAGUAAAGAAAUGAUAAUGGAAUUUGUGGUC
This is a messenger RNA of Erigeron canadensis, 963 nucleotides long. RefSeq names its product zinc finger A20 and AN1 domain-containing stress-associated protein 5-like. Gene Ontology annotation, molecular function: DNA binding; zinc ion binding. NCBI's taxonomy places the organism in Eukaryota, Viridiplantae, Streptophyta, Magnoliopsida, Asterales, Asteraceae. The record is from RefSeq and is a predicted model, not a curated record. Bases 232 to 699 code for a protein of 155 amino acids. The transcript has a single exon.